Messenger RNA from Myotis lucifugus (little brown bat), 1194 nucleotides. It is a transcript of the gene ADGRG5, whose product is annotated as adhesion G protein-coupled receptor G5. The coding region runs from base 1 to 1194 and encodes 397 amino acids. Gene Ontology annotation, biological process: adenylate cyclase-activating G protein-coupled receptor signaling pathway. Gene Ontology annotation, molecular function: G protein-coupled receptor activity. NCBI's taxonomy places the organism in Eukaryota, Metazoa, Chordata, Mammalia, Chiroptera, Vespertilionidae. The transcript has 10 exons. Gene Ontology annotation, cellular component: membrane. The record is from RefSeq and is a predicted model, not a curated record.
AUGGAUUGCCGUGCGGUCCUUUUCCUCUGCCUGAGCCUUGUGACGUGUCAGAACGGGGAAGAAGAGAAUGGAGAAGGGGCCCAGGAGACCAACCUCAACGGAUCCUGCCGAGAUCUGGUCACCUCUCUCGCCCUCAGGCUCGUCCAUGGUCUGGUGUACAGCCUGCUGAAUGCCACCUUCCAGGGCUCCAACCAGACCUGGCAGACGUCCACCAUUCAGACACUGGCCUUCAAGCUGGGCUGCGACUUUGCCGGCCUCUCGCUGUACAGCGAUGCUCUGGGCUCGCCUCCAUCCUCCGGGGGCCCAGCCGCCGGGGCCAGGCACGCCAUGCAGUUCCCCACUGAGCUGACGAAGAAGGCCUGCAGGACACGCCGCAGGGAGCUGCGUCUCAUCUGCAUGUACUUCUUCACCACCAGGUUUUUCCCGCAUGACAACUCAUCUCUGCUCAAUGACUAUGUCCUGGGGGCCCAGCUGGGCAGUGAACACGUGGACAACCUCAUGGAGCCCAUCAACAUCAGCUUCUGGCACAACCAAAGCCUGGAAGGCUACAACGUGACCUGUGUCUUCUGGAAGGAGGGAGCCAGCAAGCACCACUGGGGGCUCUGGAGCCCCGAGGGCUGUCGCACAGAGCAGCCCUCACCUUCCCAGGUGCUCUGUCGCUGCAACCACCUCAGCUACUUUGCUGUUCUCAUGGUAUGGGUCCCAGCCCUCCUGGUGCUGCUCCUCCUGGCCAUCAAGAGCUCAGCUUACGGCCGCCACACGAUCUCUCUCUCCCACAGCCAGGGAAACAGCACGGGCCUCCAGCACGUGUCCAUAUGCUGGGUGCAGAGCCCCGUGGUGCACCACGUCCUGGUCAUGGGCUACGGUGGCCUCACGACCCUUUUCAACCUGGUGGUGCUGGCCUGGGCGCUGAGGACCCUGCGCAGACUGAAGGCUCGGGAGGAGGCGCCAGGCUCGAGGGCCUGCAGGGACACCGUCACCGUGCUGGGCCUCACGGUGCUGCUGGGCACCACCUGGGCCCUGGCCUUCUUCUCCUUUGGCAUCUUCCUGCUGCCCCAGCUCUUCCUCUUCACUAUCUUCAACUCUCUCUACGGGUUCUUCCUGUUCCUGUGGUUCUGCUCCCAGAGGUGUCGCGCGGAGGCCGAGGCGGAGGCCGAGAAGGAGGCGUUCAGCUCCUCCCAGAUGAUGCACUAG